Molecule: messenger RNA, 2252 nt
Organism: Spathaspora passalidarum NRRL Y-27907
Lineage: Eukaryota; Fungi; Ascomycota; Pichiomycetes; Serinales; Debaryomycetaceae
Gene: ZCF21
Product: Zcf21p
Exons: 1
Coding region: 79-1587 (502 amino acids)
Biological process (GO): regulation of DNA-templated transcription
Molecular function (GO): zinc ion binding; DNA-binding transcription factor activity, RNA polymerase II-specific
Source: RefSeq, a predicted model, not a curated record
GCAAGGACGAACUACAUUUUCUUUGGAAGUGAUACUACAAGAGAAUAAAGCAAGACUAUAUACUAGUGUACUAUUAUGAUGGACGUUUAUCAUAAAGCAUUAAGAAAUCCAAACCCACCAAAGAAAUCAGAAGCGAAGCCAAAACCGAAAUUGCCAAUACCUGAUAUUCAACAACAAACACAACAACAACAACAACAAUUAUCAGAAAUAUAUUCCGCGCAACAUUCAGCAUAUACUACGAGACCACCACCUAUACUAAUGGAAUCCACAGAAAAGCCACCAACAUCAUCAUCUGAACCAAAAGAGCUCUCCUCAAGUUCUAGUUCUAGAAAGAAGAAAAAUUCACGUAGAAAACAUAGAAAUUCACAUUUAGGAUGUGGCACAUGUAAGAGAAGGAGAAUCAAGUGUGAUGAAACAUUACCCGCGUGUUUAAAUUGUUUAAAGGGGAAGUUACAUUGUGCUUAUUUGAAUUUGGAUUCCAAUGCCAGAAAUGCCUUACGGAUGGCACAAUAUAAUCAGAAUAUGAGGCAGGAGAAAUUGUCAGAUGCAGCAUUUAAAAAGGAAGAAGCAACUGCGGUAGCUGCUGCAAAUGCAACUGCCAAUACUGUAAAUGCUCAGGGUAUACCCACCAUAAUACACGCACCACCACAACAUGUACAAUUAGUUCAACCAUAUGCACCAGGACAACCAACCACAAACCUAAGCCCGCAAUAUGUAACCCAAGCAAUUCAUCAACCCAUGACAACAGGAGCAGCGCCAGGUGCAACUCCACUAGCAACUACCGCAACUACAGUACCGGCACCAACUGUUGUUCAAUCCCCAUAUGGUCCGUUAGUGGCAGUAUUGACAAACACAGGAUCGGUUGUAUAUGCACCUACUUCAACCUUACUGCAGCCAUUACAAAUUUUAACUACUUUACCAACAGCAAAUCCUUUAGAACAAGGAAUGAUGCAAAUACAACAGGUGCAGCAGAAUCAAGUCCAACAACAAAUACAACAGCAGCAGCAACAACAAGCCCAACAACAACAACAACAACAAAUCCAGCAACAGCAGAUACAACAACAGCAAUUACAACAACAGCAGCAGCAACAACAACAACAAAUACAACAACAGCAACAUCAACCACAACAGACAAUACAACAACCACAACAAAUAUCACCAUCCGUACAGCAACAAGUACAACAAGCUAUACAGCCACCACAACCACAACAACCUUCCUCAAUUCCAAUAACAUCUUCAGCAGCAUCGGUUGCAGUUAAAGCAUCACAGUCCAUUCCGAUUAAAUCAGAUGAAAUUUCUUUGCCACCAAUAACAAAUACCACUAACAUGUCCGCCACUUCCAGCAGUGAAUUUAAAUUGCCUCCUGUUAAAAGCACUUCAUAUUCUGAUGUUAAACUGUUGUCCUCGUCUUCAUCACCUAAUAAAUCACCAAUAUUGCCCAGCUUAUCACAACAGUUUGGUGAAGCAAGUGUUCAUAAGAAGGAGGAAAACACAGUUGUAUUACCAAGUAUUUCUACAUUACAGAAAGCCAGUGGGACUACUCCACCUGAAGAAGAAAAGGUGUCAAUCUCAAAAUUAAUUUCUUAAUUUGUGUAUUUAUAAGUAUAUAUUAAUAGAUGAACGAUGUAACUUAGGUGGAACCAGCGGUGGUAGCAGCAGCAGCUGCUGCUGCAUCUUUCUUUUUCUUCUUCUUGUCGUCAAUUUGUUCGACCUUGAUGUCGUUCAAUCCUUGAUCUUGUAAAAGCUUUUCAAUGUAUUCCUUGGCUUCAUCAGAUACAUCACCUUGAAUCAAAAUUUCUUCAGUUUUGUCGGCGUUUUUAGUAACGGAAGCACCAGUUGCAAACUUAGAUGCAAAUGUCUUUGCCAACUUCUUACUAUCUAAGUUGAACACUUCCAAUCCAGAAAUUGAAAUUAUAUGUUUUCGCUUAUUACGUUCAAUUCUCUUAAUGACAAUCUUGGAAUUCAACAUCUUUUGCAAUUCUCUUUCCUGUUUCAAUUCUUGUUUAUGUUGGGCCUUGGCAAGAUCAUUAUUUAACUUUUCUUGCUUUUCAAGGGAAAGUGUCGACGUUUGAUUGGUGAUGUCUUCGGUAUAAAUCUUCUCAUAGAGAUCAUGAUGGUUGGUGUCUAACCAUGAUUGACAUCUGGCUCUACUGACUCCAAAUUCACAAUAUUCAGGUGGCCAUGAACAUAUACCGCAAUAUACGAUUGAUUUAGGUGCAAGUUCUGUCAUUAUGUGUCUGUCUGGUUUCCUU